Austrofundulus limnaeus is the source of this 1206-nucleotide messenger RNA. RefSeq names its product transcription elongation factor A (SII), 2 (gene tcea2). Gene Ontology annotation, biological process: DNA-templated transcription; transcription elongation by RNA polymerase II. NCBI's taxonomy places the organism in Eukaryota, Metazoa, Chordata, Actinopteri, Cyprinodontiformes, Rivulidae. Gene Ontology annotation, cellular component: nucleus. The record is from RefSeq and is a predicted model, not a curated record. Gene Ontology annotation, molecular function: zinc ion binding; nucleic acid binding.
UCAGACUCCAACUCCCAUCAUCCCUCAGUGUCGCAUCAGUGCGCAACAAACGAGAGCGAGGCUGCAGCUGAGGGACAGGACGACCGGUUAUCUGGAGAUCAUUUCUGCUUCCUAACGGAGCGUGUGUCCGGCGCAGAGCUGUCCAAGUGACGGGAGAGGAUCCACGGAAACAUGGCUAAACAGCAGGAGGUGGAGCGCCUCGCUAAGAAGCUGGAUAAAAUGGUGCAGAAGAAAAACACGGAUGGUGCUCUUGACUUGUUGAGGGAACUGAAGAACAUCAAGAUGUCUCUGGAGACCCUGCAGUCAACCAGAGUUGGCAUGUCGGUGAAUGCUGUGAGGAAACAGAGCUCUGAUGAGGAGGUUCAGACUCUGGCCAAAGUCCUUAUCAAGUCCUGGAAGAAACUGCUGGAUGGUUCAGAAGGGAAGUUGGAAGAGAAGAAGAAGGAAGGUUCCCCAAUGAGGUCUUMGUCCUCAUCUAAGGACUCUGGCAGCAGUGAGAAAAGCAGUAAGAAUUCUGGGGACCUUCCCACCACCCCAACCACACCCACCCUACCCCAUCGGGUCACCUCUUUCCCCCCUCCCCCAGUCACCACAGAUAGUGUCCGGAGCAAGAGCAGAGAGCUACUGGUGGCUGCUUUGCAGACCAGUGAUGACCAUAAGACCAUUGGCGUGGACUGUGAGCUGCUUGCAGCACAAAUUGAAGAACAGAUUUUCCAGGAGUUUAAAUCCACAGAUAUAAAAUAUAAAACCCGCCUUCGAAGUAGAGUCUCCAACCUGAAGGACCAGAAGAAUCCAGAUCUGCGCCGUAAUGUCCUGUGUGGAAACAUCAGUCCUCAGCGCAUCUCCUCCAUGACUGCUGAGGAGAUGGCGAGUGCGGAGAUGAAACAGAUGAGAGAGGCUCUUACUAAAGAGUCCAUCAGAGAACACCAGCUGUCAAAGAUGGGAGGGACUGAGACAGACAUGUUCAUCUGCAACAAGUGUCGCGGGAAGAGCUGCACGUACACACAGGUGCAAACUCGAAGUGCUGAUGAACCCAUGACAACUUUUGUUUUGUGUAACAGCUGUGGCAACAGAUGGAAGUUUUGUUGAAGACUCAUGGAUGCAACAUUCAGCCAAGAAGCAAACUUGCAUGAAUGAUUUCCAUUUAGAAAGAUGUUAUUUUUUUAUUUUGUAGAUUUUUUUAUUUAUUACUAACAAAUGUAAUAU